UGAAACGGUUAUAUUUGUUGAUUUUCGGAGAUUGUUCAACACAGUUGUUUUUCAACCAUGAAGUUUGUGUUCAUGUUAGUAGUGAUACAAAUUGGUAUUUUUGUGUUUUCAGAAACUACCGAAGAACUUAAACCCCUUCACGGGCGUCUAUGGACUAGUUUGAAACGUUCUCCAAGGUCGCAAAAUGCAGGUAUAAAUUACGGCUUUCCUACGUUUCCUGAUUUUGGAAACCAACACAAUUUUCCAACCAUCGGGCAAGGAGGACGCGCCGUAGGAGGCUUAUUUUCACGAAGUGAUUUUUCAGACUUCAUGCCAGAUCCCUCGCAGUUCAAGAACAACCAAGGCUGGACUUCCAAAAGCUGUGUUUACGAUGAGAAAGGCACAGCAAAAUGCGUAGAGCAAAGUGGUGGUGUGAAGCACAGACUUUAAACUUAAGAUUCAACCACGAAGUAAUAUGCGUAAUAAACCCAACUAUAAGGUAAACAAAACAAAUUCACU
Molecule: messenger RNA, 498 nt
Organism: Anopheles nili
Lineage: Eukaryota; Metazoa; Arthropoda; Insecta; Diptera; Culicidae
Exons: 3
Coding region: 58-429 (123 amino acids)
Source: RefSeq, a predicted model, not a curated record